Messenger RNA from Necator americanus (New World hookworm), 567 nucleotides. RefSeq lists its product as uncharacterized. The coding region runs from base 1 to 567 and encodes 188 amino acids. The record is from RefSeq and is a predicted model, not a curated record. Lineage: Eukaryota; Metazoa; Nematoda; Chromadorea; Rhabditida; Ancylostomatidae. The transcript has a single exon.
AUGGCGAAAGCUUCCCAUACAUUGCAAAAAGGUGCUGUCGUCCAGCACACCGCCAAAGCCCAUAACCUGAAAGGUCAACUGCCUGAAAGGAGCAUGGAAUCUUUGGCAACAACCAUUCGUUUCGUCACGCUGAACUGCCGAACACUAUCGAGUGGACUCCAACAAGCCGCUCUAUCCAGACUUCUGCGAUAUCUCUGUGUGCCUUUUGCUGCACUGCAGGAAACACGCAUGAGGGAUCGGCCCGUCAUCAGCAUCGAAAAUUACACCAUAUACUGCGGCGAUGCUGAUGAGAACAAAGUAGGUGGCUGCGCGAUAGCUGUGAGGAACGAUUACAAGAACCUGGUGGAGGAAUUUGGCUCAAAGUCGUCUAGAUCCGCCCUUCUACAACUGCGGGAUCGCAGAGGACGUAAACUCUGGAUCGUAAGUGCUCACGAAGCUACGGAAACCGCUGAGGGCAACAGUAAGAACUUCAUCUAUGGUGAACUCAAUGCGUUGAUGUCUAAAAUACCAAGCCAGCAGGUGGUCAUUGUCGGAAUCGACGCAAAUGCGAAGAUGGGACUCGAAUAG